AUGCAAAGCCGAUACUCUCAUGCUGUGGGUGUCCUGAAGGGUUUUCGAAAAAUUGCCGAAGCAUCAGUCAAGUUACAGGCAGAUGAAGCGUGUCAAUGGUGGAGUAAAUCAAGUUUAAAGGAUUUACUAGUCGAUGAACUCCGUUGUUGUGGAAAAUCUGUUGGUCAGAAGGACCUUUCUGAGUCAGCAAAGUUCGUUGUUGAUCGACUGAAUUUGUUCGCUCGGCAAAGUGUUAUUGUUGGCCAGCAUUUGUGCUCAUCAUCUGCUACGGUGGAUUCUACUUCAGAAGCUCCCCCUGUAUCUAACGCUGAGGCAUUAACUGAGUACGAAGCAUCUCAGAUAUCGAAAUUAAAUCUAGAAUCGGAAAAUCCUCUUCCUUCGGAAGAAAAUCCAUCAGUUGGUUCCAAAGCAGCCGGUGCAUAUCCCAUGAUUCAUAAUCUCGGACCUGUCGCCAAGCCAACUGAAGUCACUUUGAGUGAAGCAAAAGAGCGUCGAGUACCGUCAUCUCGCAUCGGACGUAUUGCUGGCUUUGGAAAUGAAAGUCUCGUUAGCCCGCAAAUACAAAAGAUAUUCGAACGCGUCCGGCAGGCGGCUGAUUUCAUGCCAGCAAAGCAGAUGCGCAAGGUGCUUACUGAAGAACUGGGACCGGACUGGAGUGAUCGUUUAGCCGAUUUUGAGGAGAAACCAUUUGCGGCAGCAAGCAUAGGCCAGGUUCAUCGGGCAAAACUGCAUGAUGGCAGAAUAGUCGCCAUGAAAAUUCAAUACCCGGGUGUCGCAAAUAGUAUCGAUGCUGAUGUCACUAAUCUGAUGGCUGUGCUCAAUCGCUUCAAUGUGCUUCCACGAGGCCUUUUUGCUGACCGAGCUAUUGAAGUAGCUAAACGAGAGUUACGUGCCGAAUGUGACUAUUUGCGCGAGGCCGAGUACUGCAAAAAGUUUGCCACCCUACUCGAUGGUGAUCCUGUCUUUCAAGUCCCGACUGUGGUCGAUGAACUUACGUCCAGCCGGGUCUUCACAGCGGAAUUCAUGGAAGGAAUGGUACUAGAUGACUGUAUUUCACUUCCACAGGACGUGCGCAACUGGCUUGGCGAACAACUUUUGCGACUUUGCUUGAAGGAGUUGUUUGUCUUUCGUGUGAUGCAAACCGAUCCCAACUGGUCCAACUUCUUGUACGAUCCAAAAUCCGGCAAGAUCAUGAACGAUGCUCAUGUGGAAGCUGUAAGUAUUCUUGGUGAAGCGUUCGCCUCCAGUGUGCCUUUCGAUUUUGGACGUCAUUUAAUGGUCGUGGAACGUGGUGUGAAUUCUCCGUCCUUGGAGUCUAAUGACUCGGUGCCUUUCGAUGACUGGAACCAGGAUGAAUCGGAUCCCGAGCUGGAUGAACUACCCCAGGUAACUGUGGGCUAUGUACCAUUGGGUAGUGAAACAAUACAAACGAUCGGCGAGGAUGACGACGACGACGAAGAGGCAAAUGGGAACAUGUCACUAGGCGAGGAACAUAUGAAUCUCGCAGAUGACUGUGGUCACGGAACAGCAAACAAGGUUAAUGGUUCCAUGAAUGCACAUAUUGCUAACCGUGUGGAAGAAUCCGGGUCAUCUACAAAAAGUUCUGCUUGGGAUUCUACCUUGGCUUCUUUAUCUGAUACGAUGGUGGAUCGUUUGCUUCAGAAUCAGUUAUGUAUGACCGAGUUCGAGCCUCGAGGAGCAUGUGGUGUGAGUUUUGUUGUUUUUCUUGCGGAUAUUAAGGAAAUGUAUAUGCCCAUCAAUGUGGACUUCUGUCUAAAACAAAAGCAUUUUCCAUAUGCAGAAUUCAUUCAAAACAACAGCGUGGCGAACAAGCUCAUCUUCAGUUAUUCGUAA
Messenger RNA from Echinostoma caproni, 1854 nucleotides. Lineage: Eukaryota; Metazoa; Platyhelminthes; Trematoda; Plagiorchiida; Echinostomatidae. The record is from the annotation of a GenBank genome assembly.